CAGAGUGAGGUCGUGUGUACGAUUACCGGGCCUAAGUUACGAUUACAGAGUCUCAAUUACGAUUACCUAGUCGUGAAGAGUGUUAGUGAAAUGGUGCUUACUGAUUUUUUGACGGAAACUAGGAGGAGGUGGUUGAAGGCUUUCAAGCUCUUCAAGAGGAACAAAAGCAACAAAGCCGCUCGCAACCGCAUUUCCCCCGCAUUAGUCCGGUCGCCAUCUUACAGCGGCACCGUCGACGCUCGCUCAGAAAUAGACCUCCAACGCUUCUGCGCUUGCCGAGCGUCCCUCCCGCCGCUCCGAGCAGCCUCAAGCGAAAACAACUCUAACUACAGCAGCUACAACAGUUACAGCUCCAGAAACGACAGUAUCGAGACUUACGAUAGGAAUUUUGAUGGCGCGCGAUCUGAUUCGGCGUACGAUUCGGCCAGAAGCAGCCCAGCCAAUCAGAGAGCGCCUGUUUGCUAUGCGACAGUGACGUACUUCAAUGUGAAUGACAGUGAAGAUAGCAGCAGCAUUCGCACGGAGUUCACGUUGCUGGAUUGCGAGGCCGAUGAGAGGGAUGAAGACGAGAACACCCAGAAUAUUAUCAAUGAAAGCAUUGAGCUCGUGAGCUCGUUAUGAACAAGCUACGCGUGUAAAUGUAGCCGCUAAAAUGUUACUUGAUGGACGUUUUAAUUUUAAAUAAAUUGAAAAUUGCUUUGUUACAAAAACAAAAGUUGGGAAGUACGAAACUAAUAAGAAAAAUAUUUUUGAGAUUCAUUAGUAAGAGGUGUGGGUGAGCAUAAUUUUAAAUUAAUUUUAUACAUUUCCUAAGUUAGCCAUUUCGAAUUUAAUUACAGCCUAACAUAUAAAUUAUGCUUCGAUAUUUAAUCAACUGAAUGAGUAUUAUUUUAGAACUGGGUUAGACUCCCUAGUACCCAAGAAACUAAACAAGGAUAAUACUUGUUUAUUUUCAGCCAUUGUUAUGACAUUAUUAUCAUAAUCACAUCGUUUCGACAACUGACGUGUUCGUGUUAUUGACCUAAAUACGUAAUAUCGAAAAACAUGCGUUAUUUCGUCUCGAUAUCCUAUGAUAGACACUUCUGCGAAUUCGUGGGCGUGUGUUAGGUACACAGCUUAUUUACUACAUAAAAAUGUUGACUGUAACAAUUUCUGCAAAAUAUUUUGUUUAACACUGAGAUGAGUUGAUUUGUGGAUGGAUCUGAAUUGAUUAGUCAAACAAGUUAUACUCGUACAUGUCAUUUGAAGUUAUAAUUUGGGUUAUUUGUAAAAUCUAUGAAAUAGUCCAAUAACUUUUUUAUACGUUAAUAAUACUGAGGCUUGUUGUUCGAGCAUUCAAUACAAAAGAUCUGUGUCAUUGGCGUGUAGUUUAUUUGGUCAUUUUAUUUAAUAAUUAUUUGUUGGAAUCACUUUUUUAAUUUUUAUACUUAUAAUACAGUUGACAAUCAGUCAAAACUUUUCUUUUGUACAGCAUAAUCUUGACUGGACUAUCUAUACAGAAUCUACGCAUCUUUUAACUACCCACACAUUUAUCUUUGAGUGAUAAUUUGGUUGAGUAUUAUUUUCAAAGUGACAUUUUAGCGACACCGAAAAUGAAUAGUGCGAGAGUACCAAAUAAUUGUGAUAUUUGUAAGUGUAUAUUUAAAAUAAUUUAAAUUCGUUGAUCUCAUAUGUGUAGAUUUUAUGAAUGUUUUGAUGAAUGAUAUGCUUAGAAGUAAAUAAGGCUUUAAACAUAUGAACUUCAACCAAAUAAUUUAUUGAAAUUAAAAAUUCAUAAUAUUACAAAAAAAAACAACAUUUGUGAAAAAUUUAAUCCCUAUUUAAAAAAAAAUUAAGUAUCAUAAAUCACCAAUGUACCUAUAGGAUCAUUCCUAUACAUUUGUGAUUUUAAAAUAAAUGUCUUCAUUUGUCUGAAAUAUUUUAAAUACGACUCAUAAAUGUUCUAUUGGUUUUGAUAAAUGUAUUUUACGCAAAUAUAUGAUCGAAUUUAAGGACGUAUGGUAUCAUCUUUAUUCGAAAUAUUUACAUACAUAUAUUGACAUAUAUAUCUGUUUAUAUAAUCUAAAAAUAAUGUAACUAUGAUCCGCUACGUUAUCGUGGUCAAUAUCGAUUUACUGUGCAUAAAUAUUUUUGUAAUAAUAAUAAUAAAUGUAAUAAUUAGAAUUAUUGAAAUAUUAAACGAUAUUAAUAAUUUCA
Amyelois transitella is the source of this 2196-nucleotide messenger RNA. RefSeq lists its product as uncharacterized. The record is from RefSeq and is a predicted model, not a curated record. Bases 91 to 621 code for a protein of 176 amino acids. Lineage: Eukaryota; Metazoa; Arthropoda; Insecta; Lepidoptera; Pyralidae. The transcript has 2 exons.